Cornus florida is the source of this 645-nucleotide messenger RNA. RefSeq lists its product as uncharacterized. NCBI's taxonomy places the organism in Eukaryota, Viridiplantae, Streptophyta, Magnoliopsida, Cornales, Cornaceae. Bases 1 to 645 code for a protein of 214 amino acids. The transcript has a single exon. The record is from RefSeq and is a predicted model, not a curated record.
AUGUUAAAAGUCUGGUGCUUACAUGAGGGUAUUACCGAAGUGAUAAAGAAAGCUUGGGAUGAUCCUAUAACUGGUACUCCUAUUCAUAUCCUUCUCAAAAAACUUAGAAAUGUCAAGGCUGCUAUCAAAGUAUGGAAUAAAAAUUCUUUUGGAGAUAUUGAAGAGAGGGUUUUAAGUACUAAAAAAGUCUUGGAAGAUUUUCAAUUAUCACUUCUUGAUAACCCUACAAAUGAUAUGUUUGUAAAGGAAUGUCAGGCUAAGGAUAAUUAUCAUGAUGCUUUGUCCUCUCAAGAAAUUUUAUUUGCUCAAAAAUCAAGAAUUCAUUGGCUAAAGGACACUGAUAGAUGUACAUCCUUCUUCUACUCUAAGAUGAAGCAACACCAUCAAUUUAAUGCAAUUACAUCAGUGGAGUGUGAGAAUGGACAGGUUACAACAGACAUGGAAGAGAUUAAAAAGGUCUUUGUUGAUUUCUUUCAGUGCCUUUUUAAAGAGGCCUCAGUUGAUAAUACUUUUGUAAUCAAACCUAGGCAUAUCUUAUCUCCAGAAGACGAGUUGAUCCUGGAUUCUCCUAUUAUAAAUGAAGAGAUCAAGACAAUUAUGAUGAAUUUUAAACCAGAUAAAGCUCCUGGCCAGACGGUUUGCUAG